This is a messenger RNA of Chironomus riparius, 994 nucleotides long. Lineage: Eukaryota; Metazoa; Arthropoda; Insecta; Diptera; Chironomidae. The record is from the annotation of a GenBank genome assembly.
AAUAGACUAAAAAAUCAAACUUAAGAAAAUGUUUAAACAAAAUUUAAAAGCAAUUUUUGUUCUUUUAAUUAUUCAAAAUGCAAAUUCUGCAAUGAAAAAGUCAUGGAAAUCAUCAGCAAAUUUUGCAAGUAAUUUCCCUAAAUUGUCUCCUUUUGAGAACUCUGUUCUUGAUGUUGAAACAGAAGAACCGCCAGUUCCGUCAACAAAGAUAAGUGCGAAAUUAAGAUCACAAGAAAAACAUUUUGCAGAUCUUUAUAAUAGUAUAAAGGAUUCACAAAGAGUUGCUCAAGAUUUUGGAUCUUUUGCAUAUCAAGUUCCACAAACAUCAUCUGAAGAAGAAGAACUAGACAAUAAAAUUCCAAGUAAACUUUUAAAUUAUAAUCUAUCGGACGAAAAUGAAGAUGAUGAUAACGAAGAAUUUGAUCUUGUGAGAAAUGACGAAACUACAGAAUAUAAUCUUGGACAACUGAUGAAUGUUUCAAUCAAUUCUAAUGAGAAUACAGUAAGAGUAAAACUAGAUCAAAAGUCCUUAAAAGAUAUUUUCACAGGUCGUGGAAGGAAACACAACAUGAUGGAACGUGUAGCACCUUUAUUUGUACUCCCUUUCCUUAUACAAGCAGCAGUUAUUCCAUUUAUGUUGACAACAAUAAAAUUAUUUUUGAUGAAGUCAUUAUUUGCCGGAAAAAUAGCCAUUCUAUUCUUCUUACUUGGAGCUUUGAAGAGUCAUCAAAAUAGUAUUUAUAUGAAAUCAUUGCAAAAUCCACCACUUUUCUUAAAAGAUUAUCCAUCCCCAUAUUUACCUGAAAGAAGAGUUGAGACAAGUUAUGAUGGAUAUAAAUUUGAUGGAUAUAAAGUUGAUGGAAAACCCGAAGCAUUCAUUAAUUAAGAUAAUUUAUUUAUUUCACAUUUUGAUAUUGCAUUUAUUUAACACUUUCUUAUAGAUAGUAACUUAUAUCAUAUAAAUCAAAAUUUGAAACUUUACAGAAUAAAUUGG